This is a messenger RNA of Zingiber officinale, 1336 nucleotides long. RefSeq lists its product as uncharacterized. The record is from RefSeq and is a predicted model, not a curated record. Lineage: Eukaryota; Viridiplantae; Streptophyta; Magnoliopsida; Zingiberales; Zingiberaceae. The transcript has 3 exons. The coding region runs from base 342 to 821 and encodes 159 amino acids.
AGUUGGUUGGAGCCGCUUGACUCUUCUCCUCUGGUAUCUUCGAGAUUUCCUCAAUCGAACUCUUCUCAGUUCUCCCUCGAUCUCUUGCCCUCCUCUCCUCUCCUCUCCUCUCCUAGGGUUGGCGGCCUUGUUCCUGAUGGAGUUUCAGCGAGGGCGGCAGCCAGUCGGGUAGAACCGACCAAAUCAUUCUGUCGAGGGCUUGUAUAUGGAUAGUUGAUGUGGAUGCUGACAAUUGACAAUUCGCUAGAUUGGAAGACAGGUGAACAAAUGGUUGGGGAGAUAGAGUGUGGCACCAAAGUGGCUAAAACAGGGACACGAGAGAGAAAUAGCUGAUAUACUGGAUGAAGCUCAAGGUGGUAUGUCGUAAACUGUAUGAUUACGUUCGGUAUAAUUUGAAGGAAAUCGCUUUCCCGUCAUCUCUUCCUGAUCCUCCACAUAUCAAGAAACGUAGGAAGCUCACAUGGAUAGAGCGCUGGUAUGUUUUAAAGGAAGCAACUAGGCUUUAUGCUGCCAGUUGGGUGCGGGACAUUGGCCCUGAUCUUAGGCCAAAUGAUUACAAAAAGAACAAUGCUGAUGAUAGCGAAUUUGAUCGACAAAGUAGUCCAUUUGACAAGAAAGAACCUUCCAUGUUGGAAGAUCUUGCUGUUGCAGCUAGAGGUGGAAUGGAGACCCUAAGACCCGCUCUGCAGCACAUAUAUAUGGCGCGUGCAUCAGCAUACAGAGAUGCUCUGAUAGCUUUUGUAGAAGGGUAUCAAGAAGAAUUAAAAAAAGUCAUGGAAGGAGAGAAAGUUGACAAAAAAAAAAAAAUAAUAAAUAAAUAAAUGAUAAUCCCAGUUAGCCUCAUUGAUUAUCCUUGGGGUGAUCGGUCCGGUCUCACGGAAGUUUUCCACCGGCCAUCAGGGUAAAUCGGGAAGCGUACGCGGUAGCCAACCCAGACGCCCAACAUCUUUUGAUUGCGCUCCCCAUUUGAAGGAAAAUUUCUGCAAAUACGCUGUAGCUGGGGAUCGAACCGUAGGUACCUAGGUGGCAACUUUGAUGUCCUACCGCGAUACAUGCCCCGGGGACAGGAGAGAAAGUUGACAAGCUCCAUAGUCAAGAUGCUGAUGUAAAGAAACCAAACUGAUAUCUCUGCGGAAGAAAAUUAAUCAUGGUAUUCCAUAACUCAUAGUGUUCAUAAAUCUGUACCUAGUUGUCAGUUCCUUUUUCUUUUUGAAACACUAUAUAUCGCUUAUUUUAAUUGUAGGUUUCUUUCUUGUCUUUAGAAAUGACUUGUCCGUUGUUUGCUUUUUCUCUUUUUCUUUUGGCUAAAAUGGAAUAGUUAUCGAGUUGUUCUGAA